Messenger RNA from Aspergillus tanneri, 1491 nucleotides. RefSeq names its product adenosylmethionine decarboxylase SPE2 (gene SPE2). The coding region runs from base 1 to 1491 and encodes 496 amino acids. The transcript is spliced from 2 exons. Gene Ontology annotation, molecular function: adenosylmethionine decarboxylase activity. Gene Ontology annotation, biological process: spermidine biosynthetic process; spermine biosynthetic process. The record is from RefSeq and is a predicted model, not a curated record. Gene Ontology annotation, cellular component: cytosol. Lineage: Eukaryota; Fungi; Ascomycota; Eurotiomycetes; Eurotiales; Aspergillaceae.
AUGGUGUACAUUGGGAUUCCAAAGAACUAUACGGCGUCGCCGUCUUCUUUUAUGGGAACUCCGUCCCUUACGAUUAACUACUCCGCAACCCAGGAUCUCGAUUCCACCAAUGCCUUUGAGGGCCCUGAGAAACUCCUGGAGGUCUGGUUUGCGCCAUCUGCGGAGUCCUUGGGACCGGCCAAGCCUGCCGGUCUGAAGGCGGUACCGGAGGAGAUCUGGAAAGACAUGUUGGAUCUGGUCAAUUGCCAGGUGCUGUCGAUCGUAUCGUCGGAAGAUGUGGACGCUUACCUCCUAUCGGAAUCCAGCAUGUUCGUCUGGCCCCAUAAGCUGAUUCUCAAGACAUGUGGGACCACUACGUUGUUGUCGGGACUGCCUCGCAUCCUUGAGAUUGCGGCGUUGUUUGGUGGCUUUCCCAAAUCCACUGCGCCGGCGGCGCGGGGGAUCAAUGUUGCAUCUGCCCCGUAUCGGGUGUUCUACAGCCGGAAGAACUUCCUCUUCCCAGACCGCCAGCGUGGCCCGCAUCGUAGCUGGAGAGACGAAGUGCGCGCCAUGGACAAGCUUUUCCAGAACGGGAGUGCAUACAUGAUCGGCAAGAUGAAUGGCGAGCACUGGUACUUGUACCUGACCGAGCCCCACACCUUGCUCACACCUCCUGCAAGUCCCCAAGCAGAGUCGGAGGACGGGGUGACCGAGACCAAAAUCUUGCAGAUCCCCGAGCAUAUGGUCGCGAACGUGGACAAUGGCAACGACGAGACCCUGGAGGUGUUGAUGAUGGACCUGGACAAAGAGAACGCGAAGCAGUUCUAUCUCGAACAUGCAACGGCCGUGGCGGAGAAACGCUACAGUAACUUCGAGAAGGACCGGAACGAGCAUGUCGACGUGUUCAGCAACCAUUCGGACCUGGAUGACUUGGGUUCCGACGAAGGCCGUGUACUCCCUACCGAACUGACCACCGAGGGUCAUGCACUGGGUACGGUGGUUUCCGAGUCCUCGGGCCUUGCGAACGUCUAUCCCAAGGAGAAAUAUCCCGAGUCGCGCAUCGACGCUUACUUGUUCACCCCGUGCGGUUUCUCUGCCAACGGGGUGAUUCCCUCUCCUGAUCAGGGUACCGGCACCCACUACUUCACGGUGCAUGUGACACCUGAACCCGAAUGCUCCUACGCCUCGUUCGAGACCAACGUGCCGCACUCCCAGAACGGGCAGACCACGGCUGGGAUUGUACAGCAGGUCGUUGAUAUCUUCAAACCUGGUCGCUUCACCAUGACUAUGUUCGAGACCAAGCGAUCGAUGGACGAAUGGGACGGCCACAAGGAGGCGGCCUAUGCGGAACGACAGGCUGCUCGCCGCAUGACCAAAAUGGAGUAUAUGAAGGGAUACCGUCGGGUGGAUCGGAUCGUUCAUGAUCUGGAUGGAUAUGACCUGGUGUUCCGCUACUACGAACGGCUUGACUGGAAAGGGGGGGCCCCUCGGCUCGGCGAAGAGCGCGUUUGA